Molecule: messenger RNA, 498 nt
Organism: Talaromyces marneffei
Lineage: Eukaryota; Fungi; Ascomycota; Eurotiomycetes; Eurotiales; Trichocomaceae
Exons: 4
Coding region: 1-498 (165 amino acids)
Source: RefSeq, a predicted model, not a curated record
AUGUCUGUGAAGAAGCGACUUGCUUUGAUGUGUGCGCUGGGCCUCGGUUUCGUUGCUGCAGCCAUGGCCAUUAUCAAGUGUACUCAAUUGAAAGGUCUUGCUGACACGGCUGAUUAUACAUUUGGCACAUGGCAGCUGGUCAUCUGGACAAACAUCGAAGCAAACGUCGUCGUCAUUGCAUCGUGUAUUCCCACCCUCCAGCCUCUGCUAGAAUAUAUCCUCCGAAGGAGCAGAGGCACAAGCUAUAACAACAAAUACUUCAACCGACUAGAGAAAGACAGCGGUAUUAAUAACUCCCAAUCCAUCGAAAUGCGUGCACAUCGCAACAACCGAAGCAAGCAGCACAGUAUCUCUAUUACCAACAUUGAGCGAGGAGAUGGCAGCCAGGAGAGCAUCCUUUCGCCAGUGGACGGCCAGAACCAGAUUCGUCGGACUGAUAAUGUGACCAUAAACUACGAGUCUCGAUCAGAGGAACCGGCGAGGAUGAGGGCUUGGUAA